AUGUCCAACAUCUUUCAGCCAUUCUCCUCAAGUCCUCUUCAUCGCAGUCUCUACGAUCAAGAUUUUAUUGACGCCGGUUGCAAUGCCACUCAACUGGGUGCAUCCUUUCAGUUUGUCCAAUUGACUCAAGUGGACGACACGGUGGGCACCUGGGCCACCAAUUAUGCCAUCCUUGCUUUAGGAGUUUUGGGUGCCUUUGUGUUUGGUUGCAUGAAAGAUCCUUUGAUCAAAUAUCGGCGGUUUGCCUUCUCCUCCAGUUACUUUGGAUUUUCAGGUUUGGGCUAUGGAGUGGCGGCCGUCAAUCAUCAAAUUCGACAAUUGGAAACGGAACCCAAAUUUUAUUGGGCCGCCUAUAUUUUGACCACAAUAGGAGUCAUGGCCUUGCAGUUGCAAAUUGGCAUGAAUUUCAAGGCUUCGAACAAUCCAAGACAUUGGUAUUCCUUGUUGGUAUGCCUCGUUGGAUUUGCCGUCAUUUUGGUGAUUGCCGUCUGGGGGAUUCAACUCGUCGCGGGAGGUUACUUAGUGGUCUCAUAUCUAUGGUUUGUCCUUUAUUUUGCAGUCAUAAAAGAUUGGAUGGCCAGUCUGGGAUCUAUAGUCUGUAUAGCUGGUUUUGUGGUGCAAUUCUUGUUCGACCCGACCUGUGGCACGGAAGCGUAUCCGGAUUGUUUCCAGGACUGUUUUCUUCCAGAUCCUUCCACCUUUAACCACAAUGGCCUUUUUCAUGUCUUGUUGAUCUUGGGCAUGUUCUUGCAACUAUUUGCAAGAUUUGUACCAAUCAUCGAACAACAGCAACAAGAAGAAGUACAAGAAUCGGAAGGAGUUAGACAGGACAGUAAGGUAUCGAUUGAUGGGGGAGAAGUCGAGCCCAACAACAGUGCGUAG
Molecule: messenger RNA, 882 nt
Organism: Cylindrotheca closterium
Lineage: Eukaryota; Bacillariophyta; Bacillariophyceae; Bacillariales; Bacillariaceae
Source: the annotation of a GenBank genome assembly